Molecule: messenger RNA, 231 nt
Organism: Geodia barretti
Lineage: Eukaryota; Metazoa; Porifera; Demospongiae; Tetractinellida; Geodiidae
Source: the annotation of a GenBank genome assembly
AUGGACCCGGUGGCCCACCUGGGCCUGCUGAAAAUGGACUUCCUCGGGCUGACCAGCCUGACGAUCCUGGACCAGGCGGUCAAGCUGGUGCGGGAGAGUCUCGGGGUCGAGAUCGACCUGCAAGCACUGCCGCUGGACGACGGGCCCACGUACGAGCUGCUGUCAUCAGGCAACACCACGGACGUUUUCCAGCUGGAAAGCGCGGGAUGCAGCGGUACAUCGAAAAGCUGA